AUGCGCUCUGCGCUCGCCAGCGACUCGGGUAUAAUCAGUCCCACCAAACCAUCGGCGGGGAAAAAGAGGGGGAGAAGAAAGACGGCAUUACCAAUUUCCGAUGACAGCUGCGCGUCAUCCUCCGGCACUGAGGUGCCGGAAAAGACGAUGGCCAUCGAGGAGGUGACUCCGGUGGUUCCGGGGCCUGCUACGUCGGAAGACGCGAUGCCCGCUCCCCAGUGGGUACCAGUGAGGAGGAGGGGCGCUGUGUCACCAGCGACGUCCGUGGAGUCGAUGUCGACGUCGGCCGCGUCCCUGGCUAGCGGGGACGAGACGUUCCGGGACCUCGACCUUGCACUGGUCAAUUUGGGCAAGCUGCUGUCGACUGUGGCUGCCAAGGGCGCCGAGCCAGGCAGCAGCUACCGGAAACGGCUCCGGGAGGCAGCCGCUAUGGUGAGAACAAGGCUGAUCCCCACCAUGUCCAAGCUUUAUGACUUGGUAGAGAGCCGAGAGGUGGAGAGCAAAGAUCUUGUCGCUCAUUGUGACUCCAGAGAGAGUCGCAUCUCGGGAGAUACCCCGGCCUUGCGGGGAGGGACUCCCCUGUUGCCGAGGCCGCCUUUGGCACGCUCUGGCCCCCCCGCGGGGGCGAUGGAUAUUGACGUGCACUUGCGGUCCGCUGUGAGUGUGACGGCGCAAAUGCCAGAGCCCAAUCCUGUGGCCCCUGUCCCGCUAGCGCCUAGCCCCGCGCUCCCUCGCCCUCCACGUAGGGUCGAGUUAAGGCCUGCGCCGCCUCCGCGGAUAUCGGCUGCCCCUGCGUCUACACGGAGAGGAAGGCUAAGCCCUGCGCCAGCGCGGGCUGAAGACAUCCGUUCGCCACUGGCGAGGAUGGUGGAUGAGUGGCCGGCGCUACCGCCGCCUCUUUCGCCCUCGCGUGCUGCGGGGUUGCAGGCUCGCGGGCCACACAACACGGCUGCUGGGAUGGUAGAGGUGGACUCCCUCCCAAGCAGAGAGGAAAUGGUGGCCUGUAUCUCGCGGGCGGUGGCGGUUGAGGUCGGCAAGCACUUUGCCGGCCUCGAGGAGAUGCUCCGUUCCUCGAUUGGUUCCGGAGACUGCAUCCCGCCAACAGCCGCAGCCACCCCUCGGAGCCAGGCCGCCCGGCCGACCUCUAUCCCCACUCCAUCCGCGAGGUUGGCACGGCGUAGAGGCCGGGACCAAAACAACAAGGGUACGGGUGCCCAGAAUCCUGCCCCAAAAUCCCAACCCCGUCCCCUUCCUGCUCCCCCGUCAAGCAUGGACGAGGGCUGGACGGAAGUGGUGAAGCGGGGCAAGAAAGCAAGGCAGCAGACAGCGGCUCUGGCAGCUCCCAGAGGGGGUCGAGCGCCGACCGCUGCAGCACGAAGCACAGAGCUGGCGGCCGUAGCUGCUCCUCUGGCGACGCUCCGCGUGGCACUGCCGGAGGAUGAGGUGCGCGUGCACAGGCCGGUGAGGAUGGCCGAGAUUAGAAUCACCGGCCUGGAUGACUGUGCUACCAAGGAGGAGGAACGCGAGGAUCAAGCCAGCGAAAUUUAG
Messenger RNA from Bombyx mori (domestic silkworm), 1548 nucleotides. RefSeq names its product sterile alpha motif domain-containing protein 1-like. The transcript has 3 exons. Lineage: Eukaryota; Metazoa; Arthropoda; Insecta; Lepidoptera; Bombycidae. The record is from RefSeq and is a predicted model, not a curated record. The coding region runs from base 1 to 1548 and encodes 515 amino acids.